CAUCUCAGAAUUUGGAGCACCCCUCUCUCUCUCUCUCUCUCUCUCUCACUUUUUACUCUCUCUCUCUCUUUCUCUCUCUCACCCUCUGACUUGAAUUUCUCUCUCUGUAUCUUCUCUUUUUCUGUAUGUUGAUUUUCUUCCCCUUGUCUAUAUGUAUUUGCAUUGUUCUCAUUUAACCUGAAAACCUAUGUGCUUUUCCUCUGCUUGUUUCCAAGCAGUAAAACUCAAGAACAAAGAAGAGGUGAAAGCUAGAAGAGAGAGAGAGAAAGAGAGAAUAGAGAUAGGAACUCACAUGCAUCAGCAACAGCCUCUUUACCCCCACUAGCUUAGGUGGGUUCUUUUUAUUUUUUUCCUUUUGUAGCAGAACGGAAGUGAGUGUGAGAGAGAGAAAGAGAUCUUUCAUUCCAAAAAACACUGAAGAAAUGACUAAAGAUGAAGACUUUAAGCUUCUCAAGAUCCAGACUUGUGUGCUCAAAGUGAACAUACACUGUGAUGGGUGUAGGCAGAAAGUGAAGAAACUUCUUCAGAGGAUUGAAGGUGUUUACCAAGUGGAUUUAGAUGCAGAGCAACAGAAAGUCACAGUUUCAGGAAGUGUAGAUUCUGCGACUUUGAUCAAGAAACUGAUCAAAGCAGGCAAGCAUGCUGAGCUCUGGUCUCAGAAAACCAACCAAAACCAAAACCAAAAACAGAAGGCCAAAGAUGACAACAAAAACAACAACAAAGGCCAAAAACAGCAAGGUUUGGCAAAGGGCCUUGAAGCCUUCAAGAACCAGCAACACAAGUUCCCCGCUGCAUUCUGCUCAGAAGAUGAUGAUGAUGAUUACUUAGAUGAUGAAGAAUUUGAUGAAGAUGAUGAGCUACAAUUCCUCAGAGAAAAAGCAAACCAACUGAAUCUGCUCAGGCAGCCGCAACAACAACAACAACAACAAGCCAUGGCUGCAAAUAAUGCUAUUAAGAAAGGAGGGGGCCUUGUUGGUGGGCCCAUUGCUUCAGCUUCCAACAAUGUUGGAAAUUUGAAUGUUGGGAAGCAAGGGAACCCAAAUCAUCAGAACAUGGGCAUGAAGGCCAACAACCCAGUUGGGAUUGAUCAGAAAACAAUGGCAGCAAUGAAAAUGAACAAUGUUAUGCUUCCUGGGGAGGCCUCAAAAAGGGCUAAUGACAUCAAUGCCAUGAUGGGUCUUGCUGGUUUUCAUGGAAAUGGAGCUAAUAAUGCUUCUGCUUCUGCUUCUGCUUCUGCUUCUGCUGUUGCAGCUGCUUUAGGAAACAAUUCCACUGGUGGUUUAGGAUUGGGGGGAGGGUUUCAUCAAGUCCAGCAGCCAAGCAAUGGGUUCCCACUCCAAGGGUCUUCUGGUUUAGCUACUGGUCAUCAGCAUCAUCCAUCAGCAGCAUCCAUGGUGAUGAACAUGAAUAAUGGGUAUCAUCAACAGUACAACAACUACCCAUCCUCAUCAGUGAUGAUGAACCUGCAGAACAGGCAUGCCUUGCAGCAACAGCAGCCCCAGCCACAGCCACAGAUGAUGUACCAAAGGUCUCCUUACAUUCCACCUAGCACUGGUUAUUACUAUAAUAAUAAUUAUAGCCCAGUCCUCCCAUACACCUACUACAGUGAGCCCAACCCCAGCAAUGAUCACUCUGCGACCCAUAUGUUCAGUGAUGAGAACACAAGUAGCUGUUCAAUCAUGUAGUGGAAAAUAUGGCAGAGAGAGAGAGAGAGAGAGGUCCUAACUUGCAAUUUCGUAGUUUAGUGGAGUAAAAGUGAGUGAGUUUUGACAAUGUUCUGAAAUGUGGGGGAAGUUGGUGGUCCUAUGUUGGAAUGGGAUGUCUGUCUUUUUAUCACUUUGUGAAUCUUCUUAAUCACUUUUAUUGUUGUGAAGUUGUUAAGAUGAUGUUUUAUUUUC
Molecule: messenger RNA, 1898 nt
Organism: Camellia sinensis
Lineage: Eukaryota; Viridiplantae; Streptophyta; Magnoliopsida; Ericales; Theaceae
Product: heavy metal-associated isoprenylated plant protein 37
Molecular function (GO): metal ion binding
Source: RefSeq, a predicted model, not a curated record